CGUUAGUUACCCUCGUCAGAGCUGAAGUGAGUUAGUGAUAACAAUGCGUGGACUUCAAGUUUGCUUGUUUGCGGUCAUGUGCGUCGCGGCUAAGGCGGGCUACAUUAGUUACGCAAAUUUCGGAGGCUACCCUGGAUACGCCGGCUACAGCGGGUACAAUGAUUAUGGUGGCCAUAGCGAACAUUACGCGUACCCCAGGUAUUCAUACGACUACUCGGUUAAGGACCCUCAUACUGGUGAUUUCAAAACCAAAUGGGAAACGCGCGAUGGGGAUGUAGUUAAAGGUGCCUACUCCGUGGCGGACCCUGACGGCACCACGCGCAUAGUGGAGUACACAGCUGACAAGCACAAUGGUUUCAAUGCGGUUGUCAAGCGAAUAGGCCACGCGUACCACCCGCAAGUUUAUCACAAUAACUACCACACUGGUUACUACGGAUACCACUAGAUGGCGCUGCGCAUAGACGUUCCAACGCCUACCAACAGAUGGCAGGAGGAGGCAAUGAAGCUGUGAUAUUGCGCGAGAGUGUAAAUAAUUACCUAUAUAUUUCAAAAAAAAUCUGAAAACAGUAUGAACUAUGAAGUAGUAUUAUGUUGUGUUAUACAAUAUUAACAUGUUUAUAGACUUGU
Maniola jurtina (meadow brown) is the source of this 627-nucleotide messenger RNA. RefSeq names its product cuticle protein 19-like (gene CPR126). The transcript is spliced from 4 exons. The coding region runs from base 44 to 445 and encodes 133 amino acids. The record is from RefSeq and is a predicted model, not a curated record. NCBI's taxonomy places the organism in Eukaryota, Metazoa, Arthropoda, Insecta, Lepidoptera, Nymphalidae. Gene Ontology annotation, cellular component: extracellular matrix.